AUGUUGCAGAAGGUUGCGUGUUCAUCCUACAUCCGCUCCACCCUCAAAUCGGACCUUGGCUGCUCUGUCGCUGAACUGGUAUUCGGCGCCCCUGUCCGACUUCCCGGUGAGCUGAUCUCGCCAUCUCCUCCAGGUACGGUCGAGGAACCUGCCAACCUUCUGCAUCGCCUCCGGCAGUUUCUGCGGACGCUAUCCCCGGUUCCGCCCAGGCUUUCUGUCUCCGAAUCUUAUCUCAAGAAAGACUUGGCGACCUGCUCGCACGUCUUUCUACGAUGUGAGCGAGUACGGCGGCCCUUCAAACCACCCUACGAGGGACCCUUUCGUGUCAUCUCGCGAGGGACGAUUAUCUACCGCAUCCAGCGUGGUACGCGCGAGGAGGUCGUGAGCGUUUACCGGCUCAAGGCUGCUGUCCCGGACACUUCGCUGGGCGAGCCCUCUGACAUCAAUCCUGCCUUUGGUGUUAAUAACCGCCGCCUCCGGUCUUGCCGGGAGGCACUGUGGGAGUCUGCCGCUGAGUCGAUUCACGCUGCUUUCCUUUAUCACGCUAGCUAUCUACUCGCAUGUGACCAACUCCCCGUUGUCAACCGCUGCGAGAGGCCGCGAUCUCCUAGUGGCCCCAUGUUCUCCCGUCUGCUUGCCACUCAAGCGCACACUCACUGCCGUAGGCCGGAGGUACGCGAUACCCAAUAUCCCCGUGAACUAUUUAUGCGGAAUGGCUAUCCAAAGGGCAUUUACAAACCCCCGCCUACGCGUUCGGCCCCGGAGGAUCCAAACGGAAGAACCACCGAUGAUAUGGUACGCCCUGCCAUGUGUCAAAGACAUCUCAGAAGCGACUGA
This is a messenger RNA of Dibothriocephalus latus, 837 nucleotides long. NCBI's taxonomy places the organism in Eukaryota, Metazoa, Platyhelminthes, Cestoda, Diphyllobothriidea, Diphyllobothriidae. The record is from the annotation of a GenBank genome assembly.